GUCGUGUAGAGGCCACGAGGGUAGAGACACGACGUUCUUCUCCCUUUCUCAUCGGCCCAGAUUGCAGCCCGACUCUCCCAUGUCCAAUCUUUAGACUGCCGAUUACUUCAAUCAUGGCACCCUCCAUACGGUCCUUACUAAUUGGGCUCCUGCCCCUCGUCUCUGCCCAAGGUUGUCCUUAUGCCAGCGUUGGCAAGCGAGACCUCUUGGCCGCCAGAGGGGACGAACCAUCCCUCACCACGCUCGCUAACUCUUUCGGCAAGUGCCCCUCCAUCAGCGACGCAGGCGGUGGUGGGACUCGGAGUCAUGACUGGUGGCCCUGUCAGCUGAAGCUGGAUGUUCUCCGCCAGUUUUCACCUGAACAGAAUCCCUUCGGGGGUAACUUUGAAUAUGCCGACGCUUUCGAUAAGCUCGACUAUCAGGCCCUCAAGUCGGAUCUCAAAGACUUGUUGCACUCGUCGCAGCCUUGGUGGCCAGCAGACUUCGGCACCUAUGGUGGUCUAUUCAUUCGUCUGUCUUGGCACAGUGCGGGUACCUACCGCGCCGUUGAUGGACGUGGGGGUGGUGGCAUGGGUCAGCAACGCUUUGCUCCGCUGAACAGUUGGCCCGAUAACGGAAAUCUUGACAAAGCCCGCCGUCUACUGUGGCCCCUCAAGAAGAAGUAUGGCAAGUCCAUCUCAUGGGCCGAUUUGAUGCUCUUUGCCGGUAACGUAGCCCUCGAGGAUAUGGGCUUCCCUGUCCUUGGUUUUGGAGCUGGUCGUCCCGAUACGUGGCAGUCGGAUGAGAGCGUCUUCUGGGGUGCCGAGACAACCUUCGUUCCUGAAGGAAAUGACAUCCGGUAUAAUGGUAGUACCGACUUCGUAGGGCGCGCCAACAAAUUAGAGGAGCCUCUUGCCGCUACUCAUAUGGGCCUCAUCUACGUCAACCCACAAGGCCCUAAUGGUAAUGGUGAUCCUAAGAUGUCAGCCCUCGACAUUCGUGAGGCUUUCGGCCGAAUGGGUAUGAAUGACUCCGAGACCGUUGCCCUGAUAGCCGGAGGUCACGCCUUUGGCAAGGCACACGGCGCAACUACCGCAGCCUUGGGUCCUCCUCCAGAAGGUGCUCCCCUUGAAGCGCAGGAUUUUGGAUGGGCCAACAGCGUUGGCACUGGAAAUGCUGAUGACGCCGUCACCAGUGGGCUUGAAGUUAUCUGGUCAAAGACGCCAACGAAAUGGAGCAAUGACUAUCUGAACAGCCUCUUUCAUAACAACUGGACUUUGACCAAAAGCCCUGCAGGCGCCUUGCAGUACAUAGCAUUGGACAGCACUGUUGACUACCCUGAUCCAUUCAACCACACGUUCCGCCACGCCACUAUGCUGGUCAGCGAUCUUGCACUACUUGUUGAUCCCGUUUACAGCGUCAUUGCCAAGUCCUGGGUGAAUGACUUCCCCAAACUGACCAAUGCCUUUGCCGCCGCAUGGUUCAAGCUCCUUCACCGUGAUAUGGGUCCCAUUGCCCGCUACCUUGGCCCCGAGGUGCCCAAGCAGCAUUUCAUCUGGCAAGAUCCCCUCCCCAAAGCGAAUUAUGACUCCAUCAAUGAUGCCGACGUGAAAACAUUGAAGGCACAAAUCCUUGCCGCCCCUGGUUUGACCAUUUCAAGCCUCGUCUCUGUGGCGUGGGGCUCUGCCUCGACCUUCCGUGGCGGUGACAAGCGCGGUGGUGCUAAUGGCGCUCGCAUUGCCUUGCAACCACAGGCUUCGUGGGCAGUGAACAACCCCAAACAGCUAAAGACAGUCCUGGCCGCCUUGAAUACAAUUAAGACCAACUUCAACAAUGCCCACCAUAACAAGCAAGUCUCGCUGGCUGAUCUUAUCGUCCUCGGCGGAUGCGGAGCUGUUGAGCAGGCUGCUGCUGCCGCUGGCUACAAUAACCUCGAAGUGCCAUUCACUGUUGGCCGUGUGGACGCCACCCAGGAUAUGACAGAUAUUGCCAGCUUCGAGAACCUCAACCCGCAGGGCGACGGUUUCCGCAACUUCCGCAACAGCUCUGGCUGGGCCCUUGCCCGCACCGAGGAGCUCCUCGUCGACAAAGCACAGCAGCUGACGCUGACGGCACCCGAGAUGACGGUGCUCGUUGGUGGUAUGCGUGCCCUCAGCGCUAACUAUGAUGGCUCUUCAAAAGGUAUCCUAACGAGCAGCCCUGGCAAGCUCACCAACGACUUCUUCACCAACCUGCUUGAUAUCAGCACGGUGUGGACCCCGGACUCCACCGGUGAGCUGUACACGGGCAAGGACCGCGCCACGAGCAAAACAAAGUGGACGGCUACGCGUGCAGAUCUCGUCUUCGGCUCACAUGCCGAACUGAGGGCCAUUGCUGAGGUCUACGCAGAGGCCGGUGGGCAGGACCAGAUGGUGGCUGACUUUGCAGCAGCCUGGGUCAAGGUCAUGAACCUGGACCGAUUCGAUGUCAAGAAAUAAGGGAAAUUGCAUUGGAAGGGGCGCUAAAAGAGCUGACUAGGCUAGCCAGCCGCUGCUGUGUCAGAUACUGUAAUAUACCGGUGGAUGACGAGACUUUUGUGUAAAGUUAUUUAUCUUGUGAAUAAUUAAAUUCUUUUUUGUGUUCGUCAACUGCUUUGUCUCGCUCUUGAAGUGAUGCU
This is a messenger RNA of Hyaloscypha bicolor E, 2635 nucleotides long. RefSeq names its product catalase/peroxidase HPI. Gene Ontology annotation, biological process: cellular response to hydrogen peroxide; hydrogen peroxide catabolic process. Gene Ontology annotation, cellular component: cytosol. The record is from RefSeq and is a predicted model, not a curated record. Gene Ontology annotation, molecular function: heme binding; catalase activity. NCBI's taxonomy places the organism in Eukaryota, Fungi, Ascomycota, Leotiomycetes, Helotiales, Hyaloscyphaceae. Bases 114 to 2456 code for a protein of 780 amino acids. The transcript is spliced from 7 exons.